Vanrija pseudolonga is the source of this 4390-nucleotide messenger RNA. RefSeq names its product Chromatin modification-related protein EAF1 (gene EAF1). The transcript has 6 exons. Gene Ontology annotation, molecular function: chromatin binding. Gene Ontology annotation, cellular component: NuA4 histone acetyltransferase complex. The record is from RefSeq and is a predicted model, not a curated record. Lineage: Eukaryota; Fungi; Basidiomycota; Tremellomycetes; Trichosporonales; Trichosporonaceae. Gene Ontology annotation, biological process: DNA repair. Bases 131 to 4390 code for a protein of 1419 amino acids.
GUUGACAACCGUCAAUACACAUCCACAUCCGGCACAGGUCGUCCUCAAACACGUGCGCAAGUAGCCGCAUACCUCCCGCCAUCGACGUACGCGAAAAAACGGGGCGGAUACGUGCAUCCAAUCGCCCGCAAUGGACGUGGACGUAGAGCAAUGGCAGCUCAGCGGGGCGGUUCACGACGUGCUGGAUGACAAACAACAGCUGGUGCUCAAGGACGUCGAGGCGCACGGCGCCGCACUCAGAAGCUUGUAUGGUCUGCUGAAGCGCAAACGGUCCGCGGGCUCGACUUUCCCAAGCGUCGAUUUCAGAGAGGACGGCGACGAGGACCUCGAGCCAGGCGCAGCAGACGCUUUUGAUGGCUGGAAGGAAGAGUACCGUCUCGAAGCGGGGCCGAGCCGCAUUGUCGCCUUGGUACUACCCGAGCCGCCCGUGCCAUCGCCGCCUGAAACAACAAUCGACUUUCCAGACGAGCCGCCGGUUGUUGCACACAUGGUGCAUGUCCCAGACGUGCCCGAGGCGUCUGAAGCGUCAGAGUCGCCCGCACCAUCAGCAGCAACGCCUGCGGCCGCUGCUGCUGUUGUUGUUGCCGAGAAGGCCGUGCUGAGGACCUCGAGCAGGACAUCAUCCCGGCAUGCUACGCCCGUGGGGUCGCCCCGCCCGACUCGCUCGUCAAGGCCGUCAUCACCGGUGCGGGCAAAGCCACCGCCAGCGACGGUCGCAUUACAAGAUGUCCUUCCUCGCCGGUCGCCGAGCGCGCUCGCCGCCGACCUCGACGUGCCGCCCUGGGAGCCAUUGGACAACUAUUCACCAGCGGCCACGCCUGCCCCGUCCGCUGCCCUCAAGGUAUUGAUGCCUUUAGAAAGCGACUAUGCGUCGCGUGUGCCUCCACUCCCUCCCAUUCCACCAGGAGCACAAGGCAGUGGCCAUCGCCAUCGCCGGGGCAGCAAGGGCGACACAGGCAAAGUGGACACGUUCAAGUUGCAUCUGACGUACGGGUUGAAUCCUCUGAGCGCUGGUAUUGCUCGCAGUGCAAAGUGCGUGCUCACCGCCGACUGGCGCGUUGCGCAAGCGGAGCUUCGGCAUAUCCGCGCGAUGGAGCGCAUCGAAGCCAAGAAGUCUUCCGGUCGGUGGAGCUUGCGGCAACCAAAGAAGCACCGUGGCCCUCCAGUACCCAAGUCACAUUGGGAUUGGCUCCUUGAGGAGAUGGAGUGGAUCCAGACCGACUUCAUCGAGGAGAGGCGGUGGAAGCGCGUUGUUGCUCGCGAGCUGGCAUACCAGAUCGUCGAGUGGCACGUCUCCCCAGCCGACGAGAAGGCAGAGCUCAUGGUCGGCGGCCGUGGAUGGGGUUCGUCAAACGACGUCCCGGUUCCCGGCAAGCCCGCUCCCACUGAACCAGAUCGUGCGCACGAAGGCUCAGCUGAAGAGGACGUCGAGAUGCUCGUUGGACAAGAAGGGGAGGACGCGGAGAUGGCCGAAGCCGACACCAACGACAGGCCUGACCCCACUGGAACCGAGGUGCUCGAGGAGAUCCUGCCCAAGCCCGCAGAGGAGAAGUCGCCAGACGAGGAGGCCCAGGUCAAGAUCGAGGUCGAGGCCGACGCCGAUGGGGAGGCAGAUGCCGAUGCCGACGGAGAAGCCGAUGCCGAUGGAGAGGCUGAUGCCGACGGCGAGGCUGACGCAGACGCCGACGGCGAGGAGGAUGCCGAGGGAGAGGCCGAGGACGACGGCGUGGGGUUGAAUGAAAUCGCAAAGGCUGGCGAGGCGACCGCUCAGGCAGACGCCGAAGGUGAACAAGCUGAAGGCGAGGAGACGGAGCGCGCCACAAGAGGCGGCACUGUUCUUCCUAACGGCCUGAUUCUGAGCAAGCGCUUUGCGGACGUCGACUCGCUCGCUGCUGCCCGCCGGCCGCUGCUCUACCUCCCUGCCGAGGCUCCGACUGCCGACCUGGGGUCACUACCUCUUGCUUCGUCAAAGAAGCCCAACCUUCCAACCCCGCCGCCGGAGGACGACCAGUCCGAACUUCCCAUUUGCCUGCAGGAGCUCUUCCCCGACCUCGCCCUCUACACUGGCCCCACACCACCAGAGGAUGGCAAGGUGCACAGGCGACACGACGAGGCCGGCACUUCAGGCAACCGCAUCGCACACACUUCACGUAUCCUCGAUAUCCGACCAGUCUUCAUCUCGCACUUGCAGCCUGCCCGUAACCACUUCGACCCCGACGGCGACUGGGACCUGCAUGACGGGCCGUGGUACGAGAGCCCCAGGGGAGCGGCCGAUGUCCCACCAGAGGUUGUGGCGUCGUCUUCAACGUUCUUCUCUGGCAGGACAUUACGACCGCUCAACUUGCAGCCGUACAACCCCCAGGCCAAGCCUGACAACGCCCGCCCAGAACCGACCUGGACAAUAGAGGAGGACAAGAUCCUGUUGAAGCUCGUUACCACCUACCCCUACAACUGGCAGCUGAUUGCCGACGCUUUCAACUCGGAGAGGGUGACUAUCCCUUCAGACGUGCGCACGGCCUACGACUGCUAUGAGCGCUGGAACACCACGUGGGGUCCAGGCAAGAACCUCCCCAAGCCUGCGCCAGAUGCUGCGACCGCGGCAAGCAGCUCUGGGGAGGCAACAGCGGCAGCUGGUGCGGGCACACCAGCCGCUGGAACUCCGGCAGCGACGACUGCUGCAGCUACGGCAGCCAAGCCCGGGACCGGGACACCAACUGGAGCGACCGGCGCCAGCGCUGCCAACGGCCAGCCUAUGGAGCCCCCUCCCCCACCUGGAUUGUCGAAGCGAGAGGCGCGUGCAGCCAAGCAGCAACGUUACGAAGGCUCGACCAAGAAGGCGAUUCGGCACCAGGCGCUCUACGAUGCCAUGCGCCGUCUGGUUCGUCGCCGCGACACCAAGACCAAGGAGAGCUUGAAGGACCAGGAGCCCAAGGAGAUCACGGUGCACGAGUCGCACUCGACUACCGCCAAUCCCAACGGCCAGCCCCCAACACCUUUCGAGCUCGUCGAGGCGAAGUACCAGCGCGACUUGCGUAUCCACGAGGCUCAGCAACAGCGCCGCCUGCUCGCCGAGCAGCAGCGACAGGCCCAGCAGGCGCAGAUGAGGCAACAGCAGGCGGCACUGAUGGGUGCUGCUGCCGCCGCUGGCCAGGUUCGCCCUCCCCAGCAGGCUGGCGCUGUGCCCAGAGUCGGCCCCAAUGGCCAGCCGAUUCAGAUGGCUCCCAGCCAGCAGCAGAUCCUCAAUGCCGUCGCGGCCGCUACCGCCGUCAAUGGCAGAAACGCCGCCCUCAACGGUGCUACGCCUCAGCUUGCCAACGGCGUCCGACCACCACAGCCUGGCCAGAUCCCUGUUUCGCAGCAGCAGCAAUUGUUACAGCUGCAGGCCCAGCAACAGGCCGCAGUUCAGCAGGCUCAGAGACAGCAAGCAGUGCAGGCGCAGGCUCAAGCUCAAGCUCAAGCCCAGGCCCAAGCCCAAGCACAGGCGGUUCAAGCACAGGCUCAAGCACAGGCUCAGGCGCAGGCUCAAGCACAGGCGCAGGCUCAGGCUCAGGCCCAAGCCCAGCAUCAGGCGCAGCUGAACGCGCAAGCUCAGGCUCAAGCCCAAGCACAGGCGCAGGCGGUCGCGCAAGCCCGUGCAGCGAGCCUUGGCGCCGGUACGCCACACUCGCAGCCUGGUCUUACCUCGCCAUACGCCUCGGCUGGUGAAGUCCCCAACGGUAAUGGUGAUGGCCAGCUGUCGUCGCCCGCCAUUCAGCACCCCGGCCUCCAGUCCUCUCCUCAGCAACAGGCCGCACAGGCGCUUCAGAACCAGGCUGCGCUCCAACAGGCGCAGGCUGCGGCACAAGCCCAGGUGCAAGCCGCGCAGGCCGCUGCGAUGGGCCGUGUUGGGCAGAUGCCCAUGCAGCAGCACCUGAGACCCCAGGCGCCUGGUGGUUCACCACAGAUGGUUGCGACCAUGAGCCCACAGCAGCAGGCGCAGUUCCAGCAGAUCAUCGCCAGCUUAACUGCGAACGGACAGCAGGUGACGCCGGAGACGAUUCGCGCCGUCCAGAUCCAGCUACUUCGCAACGCCCAGGUUGCUCAGGCUCAGGCCCAGGCAGCGGCACAAGCGCAAGCGCAGGCUGUCGCCCAGGCUCAAAUCCAAGCCCAAGCCCAAGCUCAGGCUCAGGCUCAGGCUCACGCCCAGGCGCAAGCGCAAGCGCAGGCUCAAGCCCAAGCCCAAGCCCAAGCCCAGGUUGCUGCUGCCGCACAGCAGGCGCAGCUCUCCCAGCAAGGAACUCCCCAGAUGGCCAUGGCUUCAUUGGGAACGCCGCAGUCGCAGCAGUUUGUGCGCUCGCCGAGCCUGCAGCGCGCGCAGGCGGGGACACCAAAGCCGCCCAACAGUCAGUAG